UCUCCCAACUUAUCUCUGACAGAGAUCACUAUUUCGCUUAAAAAUUUGUGCCGAGCCAGUUCAUAUGAAUGGUCUCGUAUUCUCACCACCAUAACGUUAUGUAAUACCGUCAGCUACUCAUUUUUCACAUUUUCGCUAAAUUUGCUUUACGUAGUAGACCCCCUGGUCCCACGACAUGCCCACGAAACGAUAUUGUUUUUCACACAGUAAUAAAAUAUUUUAGAAGCAAUGCGAAUAAAUUAAUAAAACAUAUGAAAGUUCACACUACAUCGUUUCGUGAAAUUCGAGGUUCAUUUAAAAUAUCAUUGAAAAUAAAAGAAAUACCGUAUAAAAAUCAAAGACGAGUUGGAAGAUUGCUCACGGGCUGUGUAGCGCAAUCGUGUUCUGUGCUGCCUUCGGUAGAGAACCUGAUACCCCCCUUUAGCGGUGAAUAGCGGCUAGUAGCGGCCCAACUCAGGGCAAACAAUUGUUUGGAAUAGGUUAGCAUAUGAGGGUCAUGAGAUGAGAACAGGUGUACGCUGUCCCUCAGCUCACUUGUGCUGACUCGACAGUGGUUGCUGAGCCAGAACACAACGUAGGAAAUGGCUUCCACGACCGUCAAAGACAUGUCGAACGUGGAGGACGUGAUAGCCGAACCAGGCAUCGAGCCCGGAGCAUCGGCAGAACCGAUGCUGGUCACUACUGACAAUUUUGAAGAAUAUGAACAAGAGAUGAGUAGUAGCCUAGACGACAGACAAAUGAAUGAAAGUACUGCUAGUACUAUCUCUGAGAUCCAGGAAGACGCUCAGGAAGUCCCUCCGACAACCUCGGUGAUGAGUCCUCUGGAUCUCAAACAGAAAACUUCGCUGGAUGAUUCCAAAGUGGAGGAGGCAGCGAAACAAGUGGGACAGUGCAAUUUAGAUGCGGAUCCCUUGCGGUGUAAGACAUGGCUCUCGCAAAAGAAGCAUAUUUUUGUUUUAAGCCAAGCAGGGAAGCCAAUUUAUUCAAGGCAUAGCUCAGAGGAUAAGUUAGUUACCGUAAUGGGAGUUAUGCAAGCACUGGUCUCUUUUGUCCAAUCAGGCGAUGAUAUGAUAAGAUCAGUUCAUGCUGGAGAUACAAAUUUUGUCUUUUUGGUGAAAGGACCACUGAUAUUGGUAGCAAUUUCUAAGACAUUGGAAAGUGUUCAACAACUCAUUAUGCAGCUAACAUAUGUAUAUAAUCAGAUUCUCUCUGUUUUAACUCAGUCACGACUGACUAGCGUUUACGAGCAAAGAAGGAACUAUGACUUGAGAAGAUUAUUGAGUGGCAGUGAAAGACUGAUAGAUCAUUUAUUAAAUUUCAUGGAUCGAGAACCAGCAUUUUUCUUAGGUGCAAUUAAGUGCUUACCUCUAGUUCCUGCUAUGAGAGAUAACAUUGCGCAGAUCAUUAUCCAGACUUGUGGCAAAAUUAAGAAUUUAGUCUUUGCAAUUCUACUAGCCAAUAAUCAACUGGUGACUUUGGUUAGAAUGAAAAAAUACUCUAUACAUCCUACAGAUUUACAUUUGAUCCAAAAUUUGGUUGACAGUUCAGAGUCAUUUAAAAGUGCCGAAAGUUGGACACCAAUAUGUUUACCAAAGUUUGAUGCUAAUGGUUAUAUGCAUGGACAUGUCUCUUACUUGGCUGAAGAUUGUCAAGCAUGCUUGUUACUUUUGACGGUAGACAGAGAUGUAUUUUUUACACUUUCUGAAGCAAAACAAAAAAUUGUGGAAAAGCUUAGGCGAACAAAUUGCUUGGAAGCUAUAAACGAGUCCAUGAAUAAAACAUCUGUUACGAUCGCUGAAAUAGGAUUACCUGAAAUGCGACAUGUUUUGUAUAAAUGUAAGAGCACUGCUCAGUUUUGGUGCCCAGCAUUCCAAGCACCUUAUACAACUGAAGAAGAAAUUGAAAGGCUGCUCGGGUUGUAUCAAUGCUUGCAUCACAAAUUGCACGCUCCGAGUAGGCCAUUGAAGUUAAUCUUUCAACAAUUAGAGAAAGAAACAAUGUUCACAUGGCUAACAGCUGGCUUUGAACUAUAUGCAACAUUUGAACCCCUUGUUACAAAACGAGAUGCCAUUGAAGCUGUGAGCAAACUCUUAAAGUGGUUAAAGAAGGAAGAAGAGAGACUGUUCAUCCUAAAUCCACCAACAUUUUAAAGACUCAAAAUAAGUGAUCUUUCGAUCUAAAUAAAUUAAGAUUAUUAUUUGCUUAAACUGUCAAAGUUAAAAAUAUGUAGGUAAAUAUCUCAUUUUUAAGAAAGAUUCAAAUGAAAUUACCACCAGAGCUAAGCAGCAAUGAUUACACUUUCAAUUUGAUUAAUUAUUGUUGUAAAUAAAACUGUUUUGCAAUUAAACAAUGAAGUUGUAAUAUUAGUUAUCUUUUUUAAUUAUAAUCAAUAUUAUAGAUGCUGCUUACAUCUGGUUACUAUUUAGAUUGUCACUCCUUCCAUCUGUACAUUUUAUAUGUCAUAGCUACUGAGGUUAACUAGAAUUUAUGUAACAUAAGUAAUACGAAAAACAUUGUAAAUAGAA
Molecule: messenger RNA, 2525 nt
Organism: Orussus abietinus
Lineage: Eukaryota; Metazoa; Arthropoda; Insecta; Hymenoptera; Orussidae
Gene: Mon1
Product: vacuolar fusion protein MON1 homolog A
Exons: 8
Coding region: 582-2150 (522 amino acids)
Biological process (GO): protein targeting to vacuole; endosome to lysosome transport via multivesicular body sorting pathway
Source: RefSeq, a predicted model, not a curated record